AAAGGGAAAGGCAAGCUCACCCCGCGCCACAAGCCACAACAUCACCUCAACCAGCGACAAGCGUAUCCUUGUCCGGGGGUAUAUAAUCUCUGCCUGCCACUCCCGCUGCGGCCUGUGCCCUGACAUAACCACCAUACCCAUCCAACUCCCGAAACAUUCCUAAACGGAUAAAGUAGAGGCACCUCCAACCUACUCAUACAGCACUUUUCCUUCGAGGACAUUUUAUUUAUUUGCUCGACUGAGCACGACCACGACGAAAACGAAAGGAUAUUGUCGCACAGCAUCAUAGGCAAAGCAUCGAUCAUCUGAUAUCGAUCUCUCGAUAUCCCAACCCAGUCCCCGGAAAGGGAUAGCGAAAAGGCUUCCUACAUACAUCUUGCGCUACCACAACACAACAUACACAACAUACACAACAUGAGGAUCUCUAGUUUCGUCGCUGCGGCCUGGCUUGCGUGUCAGACGUCGGCGUUUGCGCUCCCUUCUGCUGAAGAUGGAGUGCUGGUUGAGCGUGAGGAGGUCGAGUUUGCGCAGAGCGGGUUUGCGGAGCGCGAUCUAGACGAUGCGGAGGCGUCGCAGCUGUAUAAGCGCAAAGGAGGUGGUGGAGGGGGUGGCAAGGGUGGUGGUGGGAGUUCGAGUGGGGGGUCGUCGAGUAGUGGGUCGAGUAGUGGGAGAGGGUCUUCUGGGUACGUUUGUUCUUGCUCUUCUUCUUCGUCUGCAUGGGAGGGUGAUAUUGAGGGGUAUGAAUCGUCGGGUAGCAGGGGCUGAAUGGGAGGAGUUGUGGUGGUAAUGGGGCCCCGAAUUCGAGGGGAAGCUGUGCCUGGGGUGCGCUCGCUGUGGGGUGGCGGUGGGGGAAGUAGUACUUCUCUAAAGGCUGAGGAAGCAAUUGGGCUACAGUAAGGCAUCAUUUUGACCACCAUCUGACAAUUUCUAGUGGUUCAUCUAGCGGAUCCCCAGGCCCAGGCUCAAAUGUCGGCGGUGCCUCAAGAUCAGGCUCCGGCGCUCCACGAGGAUUUGGAGGUGGGAGAUAUUACGGCGGAGGAGCAGCAACCCCAUACAGUUCAGGCGGUAGAUCACCAGGUGGAAUCAGUCCCCUCGCAAUAGGUGUAAUAGGAGGAGUUGGAGCCGGAGUAGCAUUAUCCUCCUACCACGGAUCCUGGCCAUAUGGACUUUACAGCUACCCAUAUAUCCAUCCAUACACAUAUUACAACCGAACAGGACGACGAAACCGAACAGCCACAUCUACCUCAGCAUCCCCAACAGCAACACCCACGCUCAACCCAAGAAACUUGUACGAGCGACAGGAAGAUGGACAGGGAGUCAAUGAGACCAAACCUGUUGACUGUGUUUGUGCCGCUUAUGCGGUUUGUGGCUGUGAUGAUAAUGGAAACUCGACGUUCCUUGCAGAUAUAAUUGGAGAUGGGACGAACCUCAAUGAAUCUCUUGUUACUAUCUCUGUCAUCAACGGGACCGAGAUGUUUGUCCUCAAUGGAACUCUGCCAAACGGUACCACGGCAGCUGAUCCAAAUGCCCCCGAUGACGCCGAAUCAGGUGCUUCGACUACGGUUCCAAGUCCCUCUCUUGGGGGUAUCUUCAAGUCGACUGCCUACCUUUUCAUGGUUGCUCUUGUGGGAUGUACGGUUUUCCUCGCAUAAAUCAAUUCUUCUUACGUCAAGAAGAAAAUCAAAAAUCAUCAACCCAAAAAAUUCGACGCUCGACAUUCGGCAAAUAUAUGUUUCAAUUCGACGCUUCUUGUAUUUAAAUAAUCUUUCUUUCCUUUUUCCUUUCCUUCGACAGGACUUCGUACAUUUGGUACGGAAUUCAGCAUCGAACAUAGACGACUUUGGGUGGCUUCUUCAUUCAUUUUCCUGGCGUUUGUUGCGACAAGGGGUUUCAUGUGUGGGCGACAUACAUGAAUUGUCACUUUUCUCUUCAUUCUUGGGGGAGUGGGUAGUCCUUUUGUUGGACGAACAUAAUUAAAGUCUGUUUCUCUUGAGGGAAGGAUUAUGAGUAACAUGAAUGAUUGAUUGGUUUUCACUUUAUACCCCC
Molecule: messenger RNA, 2046 nt
Organism: Hymenoscyphus albidus
Lineage: Eukaryota; Fungi; Ascomycota; Leotiomycetes; Helotiales; Helotiaceae
Source: the annotation of a GenBank genome assembly